AUGUGUGGAAGUAGCUUCAGUCAGUCACUGAUAGUUAGAGUAUGUUUCUGUAGAGCUUCAGUUCAGUCACUGAUAGUUAGAGUAUGUUUCUGUAGAGCUUCAGUUCAGUCACUGAUAGUUAGAGUAUGUUUCUGUAGAGCUUCAGUUCAGUCACUGAUAGUAAGAGUAUGUUUCUUUAGAGCUUCAGUUCAGUCACUGAUAGUUAGAGUAUGUUUCUUUAGAGCUUCAGUUCAGUCACUGAUAGUUAGAGUAUGUUUCUGUAGAGCUUCAGUUCAGUCACUGAUAGUUAGAGUAUGUUUCUGUAGAGCUUCAGUUCAGUCACUGAUAGUUAGAGUAUGUUUCUGUAGAGCUUCAGUUCAGUCACUGAUAGUUAGAGUAUGUUUCUUUAGAGCUUCAGUUCAGUCACUGAUAGUUAGAGUAUGUUUCUAUAGAGCUUCAGUUCAGUCACUGAUAGUAAGAGUAUGUUUCUUUAGAGCUUCAGUUCAGUCACUGAUAGUAAGAGUAUGUUUCUAUAGAGCUUCAGUUCAGUCACUGAUAGUUAGAGUAUGUUUCUAUAGAGCUUCAGUUCAGUCACUGAUAGUAAGAGUAUGUUUCUUUAGAGCUUCAGUUCAGUCACUGAUAGUAAGAGUAUGUUUCUAUAGAGCUUCAGUUCAGUCACUGAUAGUUAGAGUAUGUUUCUGUAGAGCUUCAGUUCAGUCACUGAUAGUUAGAGUAUGUUUCUGUAGAGCUUCAGUUCAGUCACUGAUAGUUAGAGUAUGUUUCUGUAGAGCUUCAGUUCAGUCACUGAUAGUUAGAGUAUGUUUCUUUAGAGCUUCAGUUCAGUCACUGAUAGUUAGAGUAUGUUUCUAUAGAGCUUCAGUUCAGUCACUGAUAGUUAGAGUAUGUUUCUAUAGAGCUUCAGUUCAGUCACUGAUAGUUAGAGUAUGUUUCUAUAGAGCUUCAGUUCAGUCACUGAUAGUUAGAGUAUGUUUCUGUAGAGCUUCAGUUCAGUCAGAUAGUUAG
Molecule: messenger RNA, 1002 nt
Organism: Gymnodraco acuticeps
Lineage: Eukaryota; Metazoa; Chordata; Actinopteri; Perciformes; Bathydraconidae
Exons: 3
Coding region: 1-1002 (333 amino acids)
Source: RefSeq, a predicted model, not a curated record